Molecule: messenger RNA, 955 nt
Organism: Coregonus sp. 'balchen'
Lineage: Eukaryota; Metazoa; Chordata; Actinopteri; Salmoniformes; Salmonidae
Source: the annotation of a GenBank genome assembly
AUGCAUGGAUACACGUUAAUAGAGAUUCAGAAGGAUGAUGCUGGGCCGUACUGCUGUUCUCUCACAACUUUCCCGCAUGGGACUCUGGAGGGGCACCUUUAUUUGGACACACAAACAGGUACUGCCCACUUUCACCAAGCUCCAAACCAGGCUAGCAUGCACUACACACCCUUUUCUGCUACGCCAAGUUGUUCUGACAUAGAAGCAUAGGAACUCUCACGCUAACCUAACCUACACAAAAAAAGGUGCUAUCUAGAACCUAAAAGGGUUCUUUGUCUGUCCCCAUAGGAGAACCCUUUGAAGAACCCUUUUUGGUUCUAGGUAGAACCCUUUAGGGUUCAAUGUAAAACCCUUUCCACAUAGAGUUCUACAUGGAACCCAAAAUUGUUCUACCUGGAACCAAAAAGGGUUCUCCUAUGGGGACAGCCGAAUAACCUUUUUUUCUAAGAGUGUACACCUCAGCUAUUGUAAUACACAUUUCUAAUGAGCUCCCUCUGUUUUGUCAGCCAGUGAACCUCCUCUCAUAAUGAUUGUGUCCAUUGCGAGUGUGAUUCUGGGAGUGCUGGUGCUGGUGCUGGGAGGGACCAUAACGGCACUGGUGCUCUGUAAGGUGAGACCCACAAAUCUUACCAUAACAGCUCACUCACUUCAUAGCUAUAUUUGGGCCUGGUUCUGAGGUCUAGAGAUGAAAUUCUCUAAUGCCCUCAGGUGGCUAUAAUCGGGACUGCAGUGUAGCAUGGUGGCUGCAAUUGAUGCAUCUUGUGAUGCCAAGCUGCUAUGCAACCCCAUUUCCCUCCAAGUGUUUAAUGGCACAUUCCUAUAUUCACAGAGGUGUAGAAGACCAGUGCAGGACCCUGUGCACGUGGCAGUUCAUCAACGGGGGCUUCAACAAAACAACCCCUCCACCCUCCAGAACAGCCAGGCCCAAGCUCCCCCACCACCGAGGAGUAACUGA